Cyclocybe aegerita is the source of this 1080-nucleotide messenger RNA. The record is from the annotation of a GenBank genome assembly. Lineage: Eukaryota; Fungi; Basidiomycota; Agaricomycetes; Agaricales; Hemipholiotaceae.
AUGUUCAAACCUACUUCGCUGGUUGUCCUCGGCCUCUUCUCCUCCGCUGUCGCCCAACUGAACACCCUGGCCCAAGCUGCGGGCAAGAAGUACUUCGGAACGGCGACCGACAACCCCGAGCUGAGCAACACCAGCUAUGUCGCCCAACUACGAAACACUGCCGACUUCCACCAGCUUACUCCGGCGAAUAGCAUGAAAUGGGAUGCUACUGAACCUUCCCGAGGUAUCUUUACGUUCCAAGGAGGAGACCAGAUAGUUUCUCUGGCCGAGUUGAAUGGACAACUUGUUCGAGGUCUGUAUCAGGCCCGUUUCUUCCUCAUCAAAAGUUUAGGCUGGUUCACGCAGGUCACAACUGUGUCUGGCACAAUCAACUCCCUGACUGGGUCACCUCUGGCAGCUUUGACAAUGCAACCCUCUUGUCCAUUGUUGAAACCCAUUGUGGUACUCUCGUCCGUCAUUACAGCGGAAAAAUUCGUAGGCCUCCCUUGCACUCUGCUUAGCUGGGAUGUGAUCAAUGAGCCCUUUAACGACGAUGGCACGUUCCGCGAAAGUGUAUUCUUCAGCACGACUGGAACAUCCUACAUCACGACUGCGCUGAGAGCUGCUAGAGCAGCGGAUUCACAGGCGAAGCUUUAUAUCAAUGACUUCAACAUCGAAGGCCGCGGGCCAAAAUCCACAGCCAUGGCCCAGCUCGUUAAGCAGCUCCAGGCAGACCGCGUCCCAAUCGAUGGCAUAGGCAUCCAGGGCCACCUCAUCGUCGGCGAAGUCCCACCCACGUUCGCUCAGAACCUGCAAGACCUCGCUAGUCUUGGGGUAGAGGUUGCAAUCACAGAGCUGGACAUCCGCAUGACCCUGCCCGCGACUCCGGAGCUUCUCGCGCAGCAGAAGGCGGACUAUGAGACUGUUAUAGCUGCGUGCAAGGCUGUGGAUGGGUGUGUGGGGGUGACGUUGUGGGAUUGGACUGACAAGUUUUCGUGGGUUCCUGGAGCCUUCGCUGGCGAAGGUGUUGCAUGUCCUUGGGAUGAGAACUUCGUCAGGAAGCCAGCUUUCCAGGGUAUCGUUAUCGGAUGGGUCUUCUAA